This is a messenger RNA of Chara braunii, 3023 nucleotides long. Lineage: Eukaryota; Viridiplantae; Streptophyta; Charophyceae; Charales; Characeae. The record is from the annotation of a GenBank genome assembly.
GCAGUGUACCAAAUCAAAUUGAACGCUCGUGCCGCGUCAGAGGGUUUUCUUUCUUCAAGGCUCCGGGAGAUGUUGACAGGAAAGACCUGUAGCAGCACUAGCGGUAGGGAGUAGAGAGUAGAGAGUCGAGAGUAGAGAGAAGAGAGUAGAGAGUAGAGAGAAGAGAGUAGAGAGAAGAGAGUAGGGGGAGGGGGAGUUGCGAGGAAGAGGUAGCAGCGGCUCUCUCUCUUAUGCCCGGAGCUGAGCAGUGUGCCAUCUCUCCUUCGUCUUCGGCUUCGUCUUUCUUCCGAUUCUUCGUCUUCGUCUCUCUUUCCCUCUCUUUGUACUUUUCCUUCUCCUCCUCAAUGCCCUCAUCUCCUCGGCGCACCGCACUCUAUAGCGAAUGGGAAUCCCUUUUUUUCCACGCGACGUUCUCCCCUGAGUCACCUCUUCACGCGACGAUCUCCCCUUCUCCACGCAACGUGGAGUUCGUAUCCGUCUGAAGACCCUGAACAGUGCCCACCACAGCCGCGCUUCGACCCCAGCAGCAGCGGAGUUCUAUAGCUUCGGCCGACUUCUUCUAUCCUACCCGGCGCGGCGUACCCGCCGAGCUCCCGAGUCAUUCUGUACGGCUUUGCGUAUUGUUUGCGUAAUGCUUGUGCCUCAGUCUUAGACUCGUAGACUCGUAGUCAGUGUGUAGCAACUACUAGCAAGUACUAGCAAGUAGUACUAUAGUAGCAGUCACUUCUUGUAGUGGAACCGGUGUGAGAUUGUCCAUCCGGAAGUCACAGGCCUACCGAGGUGAACAGCAAGAGUAGUCGAUCAUCGGUCUGGAGACUGAGUAGAGUUGAGCACACUUAAGUCAGCUUGAGAAGGGCUAAAAAUAGAAGUAGAGGAGGGGGAGAAGCAGCAGCGCGGUGAGAGGGGUGAGAGUCGGGGGGAAAAGGGAGGAGGGGGCGAGCCUCCACAGCUCGGUGAAUUGGCGUUGUCGCCGUUCCUCGUUCGUCCGUCUCCCUUGCGUCUCUUUGCGAUACCAGGCUACCAGCCGCCUCCCUCUUCGAGUCUUCGUUGAAUGCAAUUUGUGCCACGGGCGUGUCUCGCGUGCUUCUCGGUCCAAGCCGUCUACGUGGCAAUUCAAGCCGUGCUUUCGCUGUACGCGAGCGGCCGUACAACGGGUAUCGUUAUGGACUCCGGCGAUGGCGUGACUCACACCGUGCCCAUCUACGAGGGAUUCGCUAUGCCCCACGCCAUCCUUCGUCUGGACUUGGGCGGUCGGGAUCUGACGGACUACAUGAUGAAGAUCCUGACGGAGAGGGGCCACUCCUUCACGACCACGGCGGAGAGGGAAAUUGUGAGAGACGUCAAGGAGAAGCUUGCUUACGUGGCCCUCGAUUUCGAGCAGGAGAUGCAGACGGGAGCGGGGAGCAGCGAGCUGGAUAAGACGUACGAGCUGCCGGACGGCCACGUCAUCACCAUCGCCAACGAGAGGUUCCGUUGCCCCGAAGUGAUGUUCAAUCCCGCCUUGAUCGGGAUGGAGUCUCCUGGGAUCGCGGUAACGACCUAUCAAUCAAUCCAGAAGUGUGACGUGGACAUCAGGAAGGACUUGAUUGGGAACAUCGUUCUCAGCGGUGGGUCGACGAUGUUCCCGGGGAUUAGCGACAGGAUGACUAAGGAGAUCACCAUGGCGGCGCCAAGCACGGUGAAGGUGAAGGUGGUGGCGCCGCCGGAGAGAAAGUACAGCGUCUGGAUUGGGGGGUCCAUUCUCGCGUCGCUCAGUACGUUCCAGCAGAUGUGGAUCAGCAAGGCCGAUUUCGAGGAAUCCGGGCCAUCGAUCGUCCAUAGAAAAUGCUUCUAAGUUCUUUCUUUCUCUCUCUCUCUCUCUCUCUCUCUCUCUCUCUCUCUCUCUCUCUCUCUCUCUCUCUCUCCUGUCUCUUAUACACAUCUAGAUGUGUAUAAGAGACAGAGUGUGCUCUGUGUAUACUUGUGUGUGCUCUGACUCGCCCGCAAACUGGGUUCGAAGCGCACAGAUGCACGCUGCACCUCUUAUGGUUCGGCAUGACAUUGUUAUAUCCGACCUUCCAGUUUGCGAUGCGGCUGUUCUUGUUGUCCCCCGAAUGCAACGCACCCUCAUUUUGGCUGUAUCUGGCCAGAAUGGGACUUGGAGAGAGAGAGAGAGAGAGAGAGAGAGAGAGAGAGAGAGAGAGAGAGAGAGAGAGAGAGGGAGUCGUGCGUUUUUAGAAUUGGAAAGGUAGGGAAGUAUAGCUGUUUUGGAUAGAAUAGGAGUAAGUCCGAGUAACUAAAGUACGUAGGUGCAUUACCAUUCCUCUCAGUCCGAGUAGUGGUCGCUGUGACUGAGCGGCUAGCGCCUGAGAGAAAAAAGAAUCUUGGAGGAGGAGGAGGAGGAGGAGCAUGCACGAAGACGAGAGGAGGAGCAGGACACGGAAGCGGCGCUAAAGGAGAAGGACGAGAGGAAUCGAGUGGCGAUACAGAGGAGAGAGUAGAAGAAGAACAGAGGAGAGGAGGAGGAAGACGAAAGAGGCGGACAAGAGCAGUGCAAUUCCAAAGGAACGAGUUUUAGACUGCAGGCAAAAUAGCCUCAGGACAGAAGUGGAAAACGAAGGAAGAGGACGACAGGAUUCAAAUGUGAUUUCAGAGGAGCGAGUUUAGGCCAGAAAGAAAGAGAGACGACAGGAAGAAGGGCAAGCACUGCCAAGCAGGAGGAGAAGAAUCACGCGGAAUUUGCUCGUGAUUUUAACUGAUGUAACAAUCGUUAUCUGUUAUACAUCUGCAUUUCCAUUUGCGGUCCUAGACUAAGUGUAUUCUUACUGGCAGUAGUUGUAGUCGUAGCGACAGUUGUUGUUCUUUUCUUGUUCUUGUUCUUGUUCUUGUUGUUGGUGUUGGUGUUGGUGUUGGUGGUGGUGAUGGUGGUGGUGGUGGUUGUGGUGGGAGGAGGAGGGGGGGGGAGGGGCAGAGGGAGGGGUUAAUUAUUGUGGUGUGGUGCGGUGGCAAUUUGGUGAGGUACUCCUAUUGUGGCUCUUUCGGCU